Messenger RNA from Haliotis rufescens (red abalone), 9892 nucleotides. RefSeq lists its product as uncharacterized. The transcript has 3 exons. Bases 697 to 2655 code for a protein of 652 amino acids. NCBI's taxonomy places the organism in Eukaryota, Metazoa, Mollusca, Gastropoda, Lepetellida, Haliotidae. The record is from RefSeq and is a predicted model, not a curated record.
GUGGCUCUAGACUGCAACAUUGGAUGACGUCGUGCUACCCGCAGACUCCAGAGAAUCGCCCCAACCUACUCUCUGCUCAUCGCCCCAACCUACUCUCUGCUCAUCGCCCCAACCUACUCUCUGCUUCUCCUUGAUGCAAUCCCGGCUGUGGGAAACAACACGGUAGACUUGCCAAGUAAUUGGAUUACAAGUUGAGAUGCUAUAGCAGUUGUAUUAUAUGGAAAGAAUACCCCAAGACAACCAUCCGCGUCUCGAUUUAGAGGAAUGAUUGACUAGCAGAAACUUCGUCAAGGCCCCAGUGAUUUGGUAGCAGGCAGACAUCUGCCCCCAAGCCGGCAUUAGUCGUGGACAACGUCCUGCGCGAUCAACUAGUGUCCGGCACAGAGCAGCUGUGAAUUACUCGCACUUGACUAAGUCUGGUGAAAGCCGACUACGGCGUGCUACGUCCACCUGUAGUGCACUUUCUGGCGUUGCUGUCACAUGUAGACCGACGCUAAACAACGUUUGGCAUAUACCUGGAUAUGGCACUGGACAUGGCUGGAAAGUUCUGGCGGCGUCUUUCAUCGCCAUGUUGAGGUAUGCGGACUAAGGCGACUACUGUGAGCAGCUGAUGUUGACGACGCCCGGAGCAGGCACUUUACCCCCACCUUUACACCCAGCACAUCACGCUACUUCAGGUGUUGUGCAGACAGGCAGAUGAUGUUGCUGCAGCUCCUACCCCUGUGCUCCCUGCUCUGUGCUCUGUCAAGCACCCGAGCCACGUGCAGGUUCCCCGAGUUCCUCCAGAGAGAAGAACCUUGGGCUGCAGACUAUGGAGAGGGAACAUUUGUUGCGUACGUCAAGGGAACGUACAUGCAAAUUAACCAGAUCAAAGGCGGAAGUGGUAGUGCAUAUGCUCGAAGAUGUAUACAAAAAACCUCGAAUGGCAAGUAUUUGGUGACUCACGAGGAGAAACAAAAAGAGCACCGUUUUGUUUGUAUGCAGUUUCUUCGAAGAAGUGCCAAUAUUGUUCAACUGAAAGUAUCUCGUAACUCGAAUCGGCGCUCCAUUGACUUGUGUCAGGAUCGUUUAAUGGCCCUGGAUCACUGGCCUAUCGUGCAGUUAAGCCAAACACCCGAUCAGCGCAUUACUUGUCCUUUUGUCGGCGGCUACAACGUACAGAUGCAAUUCCCUAACCACACUAUAGUCUGUGCCGAUCAUCUUCUUUUGUUAAGGAUUGAAAGUGAAUGUGAAAAGGGGGAAGGAAUAUUGUUCGAUUUCCGGGACGAACAAUGUAUCCCACCUUCUCUGCCUCGAGAUGUGAAACAAAGAGCAUACUGCAUUGCUCACUGGGAAGAAAAUGGCCAAACAUUUGUUAUUCUCCAACAUGCGACUGUUCACAAACAAAUGUGGUGUCUCCGUAUCAGUGAUGCCCUGGGGGAUAUGAAAGGAGCAUAUCUUAUGCUGGACCUUGUUUGUCAUCCUAACGAGUCGGAAGAGGAAACGUUGAACUAUUACUACAUCAGCAUUGAAAAACAAGUUCACUCAAGUAUCUGUGCUGAUGCCGUAGAUGGAUGUUCUUUGAUCAAGGAUUUUUGUGACACAGAUUUUCGGCAGCACUGCUCAAAAACAUGUCGUGAUUGUGAGUAUGAAAGUGAAAUUGGCUUGUGUACGUUUCCCGAACAUAUGAGAGGGAAAUGGAUCGACGCAAAAGGGAGCAGAGAAAAUGAAAUCAACAUCUACGAUUAUUCUAUGAAUAUAAACGACAUAGGAAGAUUUCAGUGUUUGGAGAUGCAGAGCGAUUAUUAUCGAGAUCGACGAGUCCUUCUUGAGUUGUUCGACAACGGGUGCUACCCGCGAUACGCCUGUGUAGAACUGGAGAAGAUAGCCCUUCCGGUCAUGAAGUACCGCUUAGGACGCAGACUCGACUGGCCUCUGAUACCAACGCAUGAUCAGAAGAAACUUAUCUGUGAUGAUGAACGAUUUAAGUCAAAGCCUAACAGUCUGUAUGACAACAGUUUGAAACCACCAAGGCUACUCAUACGCAAAGAAAAGAUCCAUUAUGUAAGCUGCGGGCUCCCACCGUCAUUGCAAUACGGGCUGUCUUUCAGAGAGGAGGGAGAAGACUGCGGUGGUUGUCUGUACUACAGCCCUGUUCACGAAGAUGACAGCAUCAAGGUGCAGCCUGUCAACUGUUCCUCCCCUAACCUCUCCAUCGAUUAUAGGUGUGUGGCAUCCUUCCAGUUCGGCAAUGAUACGCAUGCAGUUGUCGCCAAAAGUAGAGACACAUACCUGUGUUGGGUGUUCACAGACGACAGCAAAAUCAAGGUUCUUACAGCUGGCGAUUGUUUCUCCUAUGAAUUAAUGGAGACCGCCAAACUUCAAGGUUAUUUCACUAUCACUGAGGAAAAUCUGUGUCAGAAUAUCAUGCGAGUGUUAAAAACAACUACCACCACAACAGAGAAAACAACACAAAUAACAUCCACUUUAGGUAGAAUCGAGUAUACUGUGAUCGCCCCCGAGGAAGCAGAGAUUGAGGUGGAACAGGAACCCAUCAUUACUCCAAGCUCAUCAGUAGGUAAUGGUGCCAUCCUCAGCACAACACCAUUGUCAUACCAUAUGUUAUUCUUGCUCAUCCCCUGCCUUGUGUUUAUAUUGAGACACAGGCUGAGCUGAGUGUACCCAGUGGUGUGUGAUGACCUUCCGUCAUGCACUACCAAGUGCUGAGGUUCCAACUGACCAUACGACUAUUCAUUGAUUCAGUCUGCAUGUAAGGAAGAGCUAAACAUCACAUAAACGACUGAAUCUAUUAACUGAAUGCAUGUGAUAACAUUACUCUGAUUUGGAAGUCCUAACUACAAAGAACAUGACUCCUGACCGCGCUUGACCAGAACCCAAGAUAAACAACUACAGAGACAUGAUGCUGUCUGAACCGGUGAUGGUGUGAUGUAGCUCCAUAGGAGGUCGUUAUUACACAGAGUUGCUAUUGUAUAUGUUGAAGAAUUGGUGAGAUAAGACAGAUAUGUCACCGGCCAUGCAGAUUAGGCAGUGUGACUCAAGGACGGUCGGUCUGGUGCAUUGGUUAAGGCUGUAGACGUGCCGCAGAUGUUGCUGCAGGUGUUGCUGCAGGUGCCUGGACGGGACUUCAGUCUUACAGUUUCUUGAAGUAUGGGAGGUUCAAUGGUCUCCUAGUUACACCGAUGUAUAAGUCGAUUUAUUCAGGGGUCCUCUUUAAGAAAGUAUUUUUUUAGACCUUUUCUCUCUGGUUGGCUUCUGACUUCGUAAUACUUUGUAUACAUUUUGCAUGUUUGUCUACAUGUAAUACAUUCACUCUAAGCCGUGUACAUAUCGCUACUGAUUAUUCCUUCACAUCCAGAUGCACAUGUAUAGUUUAUAGGUGCAAUACUCCAUUUCAAGAAUUGUUAUGAUAUUGUCUUCUCUAAUGUUAAAUUGUUUUGAUCUUUUCAUGCCUCGUAAAUCGUGGUAUGGGAACGUUAAUAAAUAAACUUUUCCCCUACUUAAUCUCAUUAUAUGCAUGUUAACCAAACUCAUUGACAAUAUGUGUGAUAUUGACAAGCUAACAUGGCUCUGAGAUCGGCGGUUACACUCCCGUGUUGUUAUGUGUGUUUCGUUCUGUGUAUGUGUUUGUUUGUACGUAUGGUUGUGCGCUCGUGUGCGUGUGUGUGGGUGCGUGUGUAUUUGUGUGUGUGAUAUAGUAUGCAUUCGUGCAUGUGUUAGUAUGUGUGUUUGUGCUUGGUCCCAUGUUCAGGUAACACAAAACACGUGUGAUGAAGGAAGGAGAUGACAUGUCAAUAUUGGGUCUUUAUUAAAGAAAGUAUGUUAUGUAAUAACAACCGUAGUUGCAUAUUUUGCUUUGCGCUAUGCCAGCAUAAGGGUACUGAUGUGUACAGACAUCCAUGGGUUGAGAAGACGACGUUUCCUAAUGCUUUAACCGGCAACCUCUUCUGUUGUUGAAGUUCACCUUUAUUCCUCGAGAUUGGGCUAUCUAAUGACCAAAGUCUAGGCUAUAUCUAAGAUUGUCUUUGUAUUCAAUUCCUGAUCAAAUCAUUAGACGUUUACUGUACGAGGUAGUUUUAGGCGAUGAACACAACAGCUUUGCACACAUCGCCACGCUGAUAUAAUCCAGAACAGUACUAUCAGUUAGGUCUUUAAAAAUUAAACACAAACAUCCAUAUGUGCAAUGUACAGGUGUUUUCAAAAGUAAUUCAUUACAGUGUACAACACGCUUAGUUAUGCCUGAGAAGACUCUGAUAUUGAUUACAGUUCCUAUCAUGUUGAGUGUUACCUAUAACGCUGUGCAAUGCAUAAACACAUAUAUGCUUCAAUUCAAAACCAGAGUUUCAUUUUGUAUGUUGUGUCUUUUACAUAUAGUAUUAUGUGUUUCUCUAUCGUAGUCUGACUCUUCUUGAGCUGCGAUGUUUCCAUGUCUGAUGUAACACACCGUUCACUCUUUGUGCUAAGGUCAUUAUGUGUGUUGUCAUGGACAUUGAUGUGGUAGGAGUUCUUUACAUACUCUCCUACUUUCCUUAUCUCACCGCUUGCUAGCUGGCUCCAUCUCUGAGCCGUGCCAUGCCCUGUCACGGGUGGGCUAGUGUCGGCAGUCACGUGUGAGCUAGUGUCGGCAGUCACGUGUGAGCUAGUGUCGGCAGUCACGUGUGAGCUAGUGUCGGCAGUCACGUGUGAGCUAGUGUCGGCAGUCACGUGUGAGCUAGUGUAGGCAGUCACGUGUGGGUUAGUGUCGGCAGUCACGUGUGAAGUAGUGUCGGCAGUCACGUGUGAGCUAGUGUCGGCAGUCACGUGUGGGUUAGUGUCGGCAGUCACGUGUGAGCUAGUGUCGGCAGUCACGUGAGAGCUAGUGUCGGCAGUCACGUGUGGGCUAGUGUCGGCAGUCAAGUGUGGGCUAGUGUCGGCAGUCACGUGUGAGCUAGUGUCGGCAGUCACGUGUGGGCUAGUGUCGGCAGUCACGUGAGAGCUAGUGUCGGCAGUCACGUGUGGGCUAGUGUCGGCAGUCAAGUGUAGGCUAGUGUCGGCAGUCACGUGUGAGCUAGUGUCGGCAGUCACGUGUGGGCUAGUGUCGGCAGUCUCGUGUGGGUUAGUGUCGGCAGUCACGUGUGGGCUAGAUUAGGCAGUCACGUGUGGGCUUGUAUCGGCAGUCACGUGUGGCCUAGUGUCAGCAGUCCGAGCUGUAUAUAGCAGAUGUGGACAGAUACAGCUAAUGUUAUCACUAAUAUUGACAGUCGCAGCUAUUGUUACAGAUUAUGUUAACAUUCACGGGUAAUGCCUAUGUCGACAGUUACAAGUAACAGUAGUAGUUAAUGUUGGCCGUCAUAGCUAAUGGCAUGGCUAAAGUUGACUUAUCAGCUUGACUUACUGCUAAUGUAAGCCAUCACAGCUACUACUGCCUGUUGUAUCAUUGACGUCUUUUCCACUACAUCUGCUCACAGGGUGAGUGAGUGAGUAUGGUUUUACGCCGCUUUUAGCAAUAUUCCAGCAAUAUAACGGCGGGGAACACCAGAAAUGGGCUUCACACAUUGUACCCAUUUGGGGAUUCUAACCCGGGUCUUCGCCCCGACGAGCGAACGCUUUAACCACUUGGCUACCCCACCUCCCUUCGGCAAAGGGAAAUGAAGAUACUUAAAAAUAUGGCUCACCUUAUGUCGUCAUUGGGACAAACAUCUACUUUGAAAUCUGUCUAACCAGUCUAACUGCCAUCAUUUCUACUAUGUCAUGUGAUGGGUCCAUCUUGUCUACAAUAUGCAAAGAUACAGCCGGUGGCUGACACAGAUGGUGUUAUAGCUUAUAUUGGCUGAUACAGCCGAUGCUAUAGCUUAUAUUGGCUGAUACAGCCGAUGCUAUAGCUUAUAUUGGCUGAUACAGCCGAUGCUAUAGCUUAUAUUGGCUGAUACAGCCGAUGCUAUAGCUUAUAUUGGCUGAUACAGCCGGUGCUAUAGCUUUAUAUUGGCUGAUACAACAGUUGUUUUAGCUUAUAUUGGCUGAUACAGCCGGUGUUAUAGCUUAUACUGGCUGAUACAACAGGUGCUAUAGCUUAUACUGGCUGAUACAACAGUUGUUAUAGCUUAUACUGGCUGAUACAACAGGUGUUAUAGCUUAUACUGGCUGAUACAACAGGUGUUAUAGCUUUAUAUUGGCUGAUACGGUCGGUGCUAUAGCUUAUAUUGGCUGAUACAGCCGGUGCUAUAGCUUAUACUGGCUGAUACAACAGUUGUUAUAGCGUAUACUGGCUGAUACAACAGGUGUUAUAGCUUAUACUGGCUGAUACAACAGGUGCUAUAGCUUAUACUGGCUGAUACAGCCGGUGUUAUAGCUUAUACUGGCUGAUACAACAGGUGUUAUAGCUUAUACUGGCUGAUACAACAGGUGUUAUAGCUUAUACUGGCUGAUACAACAGGUGUUAUAGCUUAUAUUGGCUGAUACAGCCGGUGCUAUAGCUUUAUAUUGGCUGAUACAACCGGUGUUAUAGCUUAUGCUGGCUGAUAAAGUCCGUGCUAUAGCUUAUAUUGGCUGAUACAGCCGGUGUUAUUGCUUAUAUUGGCUGAUACAGCCGGUGCUAUAGCUUAUACUGGCUGAUACAGCCGGUGUUAUAGCUUAUACUGGCUGAUACAACAGGUGUUAUAGCUUAUAUUGGCUGAUACAGCCGGUGCUAUAGCUUAUACUGACUGAUACAGCCGGUGCUAUAGCUUUAUAUUGGCUGAUACAGCCGGUGUUAUAGCUUAUAUUGGCUGAUACAGCCGGUGUUAUAGCUUAUAUUGGCUGAUACAGCCGGUGUUAUAGCUUAUAUUGGCUGAUACAGCCGGUGUAAUAGCUUUAUAUUGGCUGAUACAACAGUUGUUAUAGCUUAUGCUGGCUGAUAAAGUCCGUGCUAUAGCUUAUAUUGGCUGAUACAGCCGGUGUUAUAGCUUAUAUUGGCUGAUACAGCCGGUGCUAUAGCUUAUAUUGGCUGAUACAGCCGGUGUUAUAGCUUAUAUUGGCUGAUACAGCCGGUGUUAUAGCUUUAUAUUGGCUGAUACAACAGUUGUUAUAGCUUAUGCUGGCUGAUAAAGUCCGUGCUAUAGCUUAUAUUGGCUGAUACAGCCGGUGUUAUUGCUUAUAUUGGCUGAUACAGCCGGUGUUAUAGCUUUAUAUUGGCUGAUACAACAGUUGUUAUAGCUUAUGCUGGCUGAUAAAGUCCGUGCUAUAGCUUAUAUUGGCUGAUACAGCCGGUGUUAUUGCUUAUAUUGGCUGAUACAGCCGGUGCUAUAGCUUUAUAUUGGCUGAUACAACAGUUGUUUUAGCUUAUAUUGGCUGAUACAGCCGGUGUUAUAGCUUAUAUUGGCUGAUACAGCCGGUGCUAUAGCUUAUACUGGCUGAUACGGUCGGUGCUAUAGCUUAUACUGAAUGAUACAGCCGGUGCUAUAGCUUAUAUUGGCUGAUACAGCCGGUGCUAUAGCUUAUAUUGGCUGAUACAGCCGGUGUUAUAGCUUUAUAUUGGCUGAUACAGCCGGUGUUAUAGCUUAUAUUGGCUGAUACGGUCGGUGUUAUAGCUUUAUAUUGGCUGAUACAGCCGGUGUUAUAGCUUAUAUUGGCUGAUAAAGUCCGUGCUAUAGCUUAUAUUGGCUGAUACAGCCGGUGUUAUAGCUUAUAUUGGCUGAUACAACCGGUGCUAUAGCUUUAUAUUGGCUGAUACAACCGGUGCUAUAGCUUAUAUUGGCUGAUACAACCGGUGUUAUAGCUUUAUAUUGGCUGAUACAACCGGUGUUAUAGCUUAUAUUGGCUGAUACAACCGGUGUUAUAGCUUUAUAUUGGCUGAUACAGCCGGUGUUAUAGCUUAUAUUGGCUGAUACAACCGGUGUUAAAGCUUUAUAUUGGCUGAUACAACCGGUGUUAUAGCUUAUAUUGGCUGAUACAGCCGGUGCUAUAGCUUUAUAUUGGCUGAUACAACCGGUGUUAUAGCUUAUAUUGGCUGAUACAGCCGGUGCUAUAGCUUUAUAUUGGCUGAUACAACCGGUGUAAUAGCUUUAUAUUGGCUGAUACAACCGGUGUUAUAGCUUAUAUUGGCUGAUACAGCUGGUGUUAUAGCUUAUAUUGGCUGAUACAGCCGGUGUUAUAGCUUUAUAUUGGCUGAUACAACAGUUGUUAUAGCUUAUGCUGGCUGAUACAGUCCGUGCUAUAGCUUAUACUGGCUGAUACAGCCGGUGUUAUAGCUUAUAUUGGCUCAUACAGAUUGUGUACAGCUCAUGUUGGCCAGAAGAGAUUGUGUUAAAUACACUGCUGUAUGUUACAGUUUUUGUUACAGCUGAUAUUCCAGAAUUGGCUGUUACAGCUUGUGUUAUAGCUAAUGUUAGCUGUCACAUCUUUUGAUGAAGCUCAUGUUGACUGUUACAGAGUGUAUUAUAGGUGAUGUUGGCUGACACAUGUUGUGUUAUGGCCAAUGUUGGUCGUCACAGUUUGUGUUAUGGCUAAUAUUGGCUGUUACAGUUUGUGUUAUAGCUAAUGUUGAUCGUCACAGUUUGAGUUAUGGCUAAUGUUGGUCGUCACAGUUUGUGUUAUGGCUAAUGUUGGCAGUCACAGUUUGUGAAGGCCAAUGUUGGUCAUCACAGUUUGUGUUAUGGCCAAUGUUGGCCGUCACAGGUUGUGUUAUGGCUAAUGUUGGUCGUCACAGUUUGUUUUAUGACCAAUGUUGGUUGUUACAGUUUGUGUUAUGGCCAAAUUGGUCGUCAGUUUGUGUUAUGGCUAAUAUUGGCUGUUACAGUUUGUGUUAUGGCUAAUGUCGGUCGUCACAGUUUGUGUUAUGGCCAAUGUUGGCCGUCACAGUUUGUGUUAUGGCCAAUGUUGGCCAUCAUAGUUUGUGUUAUGGCUAAUGUUGGUCGUCACAGUUUGUGUUAUGGCCAAUGUUGGCCGUCACAGUUUGUGUUAUGGCUAAUGUUGGUCUUUCACAGUUUGGCUGUUACAGUCCCUAUCAUCAAGUGUCAAGGUUCGUCUAAUCAAUCCCCUGCGAUAAGUGCGUUUGUAAUAUGUUCCAUCAUGUUACAUAAGACGGUUUCAUAAACGUAGAUGCAGCCUGUGUCAAACAAGUGAUGUUUGCUGGUCUCCCGUCGUGUACCCUCAAUACGGCCUCCGUGGGUUCUUAUCGACAACUUACCAUAAGUCAAGUCCCACGUGUAUUUAUUGUUGCAUGACCCGUACAUCAAUGGCCUCAACGCCCCCUGAUGAAUGUCCACCGGACCUCCAUAAUGCAGGACACCUUCCAUGUCCUUCUUUAGGCAAAGUUACCUCACUACAGUUUUGUUCUACAUCUUGUGUGUUCCCUGAAUGCGUCUCCUACAUCUGCCUACACUGUUCCCCAAAAGGGUGGUAGCGCCCCUUCCUCUUGAGUCGCGCCUGAUCACUGUGGCCAUGUCCCCGCCAUCUGCCCUGCAUGUUCUCUCGGUGUUGGCGACCAGGUAGAUCCUUGCUACUUCUUCAACAGCCGCGCGCUCCACAGACUACAUGCCCUUCUCUGACUCUCAUGCUCUCCUCAGUUUGUAGUCUGUAGGUCCGUUGUGCCUUUCAGCUGUAAUCUCGACUAUAUCAUUAAUCCAUUAUUCUCCUUGUGUUCAAUUGUAACAUUACACGCGAUAUUAGAGUUACGAAAUAGUUGCGGCCGCUUGGUAUGCGUUACAAGAAAUAGCCAUACCUGGGACCAUAUAACCAUAUGCAGAUUAUGCAUUUAUUAAUUUGAUUUACAACAUAUUUAAGAAGCAUACUAUUGUUUUACGUGCCACUGCACCAUAUUUCAUAUCUACAGCACUCGUUAUGUCUUGUUUGUUUCUAUAAAGGAGGCAUAUGUGAGUUGUGUCUAUUGAUAUGCUGUAUCUAUAAGACUUGUUUUUCAAUAAAUCUCUUUAAAACUGUU